AUGACUUCAUUCAAUAACAAUACUCCAACAAAGUUCCCUGCAGUUGGUCCCGCUCCUCCCAAUGGCGACUUGCUUUUGGCCAAUGAGCGUGCCAAGGCCUCAUUCGACGUCAAGGAGAUGUCAAAGUUUAUGUACACCGAGGAAUACCUCAACAAAAUGUACAAGGUGCUUGAAGUCCUCGAGUCUGAACCUGCCUUUGACAAGUCCAAUCGAUACCACGAGAGUCGUCCUGAAAAGAUUGCUUCCUCUCUUUGGAAGGAUAAGCGUCUUGUUGACUUGCAAAAGGAGCACAAUUGGGAUGAGACCGAUGUUUCUAUUGCCAACUUUUUGUAUGAUCAAUCGACCCCAUUUACCUUGCAUUACAACAUGUUUAUUCCCACUUUGAAGAAUCAAACCACCGACGAGCAAAAGAAGUUAUUCCUUGAGCCCGCUUUGAAGCAUCACAUCAUUGGUUGUUACGCACAAACUGAGAUCGGACACGGCUCCAAUGUUCAAGGUUUGGAGACUACGGCAACUUACAUCAACGAGACCAAUGAGUUCGAGCUCCACUCCCCAUCUCUUACUGCUGCCAAAUGGUGGAUCGGUGGUCUUGGCAAGGCUGCUAACCAUGCUAUUGUCAUGGCUCGUCUUAUUCUCAACGGCAAAGACUUUGGUCCUCAUCCAUUCUGUGUCCAAAUCCGUAGCCUCGUGGAUCAUCGCCCUCUCAAGGGUAUCACUGUGGGUGAUAUCGGUCCUAAGUUUGGUUUCAACUCUGUCGACAAUGGCUUCAUCAUGUUUGAUCAUUAUCGUAUCCCCCAUGUUGCCUUCCUUGCCAAGUAUUCCAAGGUGGUCCCAGGAUCUGGCGAAUACAUCAAGCCUCCAAAUGCCAAACUUUCUUAUGGUACCAUGGUGUUUGUUCGUGCACACAUUGUUCUUGGUGCUCGCAUGGCUAUUGCAAGAGCUGCUACUGUUGCCGUUCGCUACUCUGCCAUCCGUCGUCAAUUUGUGGAUGCAGCUAACCCUCGCAAGUGGGAUAACAAGGUUAUUGAAACAUCCGUCCUCGAUUAUACCAUGCAGCAAUACCGUCUCUUGCCAAUGAUUGCCACUGCUUAUGCAUGCUUCUUCACUGGACGUGACAUGAUUCGCCUCUACAACCGCAACCAAGAAGAAAUGGCCAAGGGCAACUUUGAUUUGCUUGCCGAUCUCCAUGCAAGCUCUUCAGGCUUAAAGUCCUUGGUAACCACAAUGUCAGCAGCUGCUAUUGAAGAUGCUCGUCGUGCAUGCGGUGGUCAUGGCUACAGCUUGUUCUCUGGUCUCGGUCAAUUUUAUCAAGAUUACUUGCCCAAUGUCACUUGGGAAGGUGACAACUAUAUCUUGACCCAACAAACUGCACGCUACAUCUUGAAGACCCUCCGCAACGUUGUUGCUGGCAAGGCUACUCAAUCUGAACACAACCACACAAUCAACUACUUGCUCCAAUACCUUGAGAAUCCCAAGGCAAAGUGCCCUGCACAAACAGCUGCCGAUUUCUUGAACCCCGAAUUGAUCCUUGCAGCAUUUGGCUUCCGUGCUGCUUACCUUGCUGCUAAGCUUGCUGAACAAAUUGAUCAUCAAGGCCGUUCUUGGAACUCAGUCCUCGUUGAGAUCAACCGUGUCUCACGUGCUCAUUGUCAAUUUAUGCUUGUUCGCACCUUCAUUGUAUCUUUGCAAAAUGAUGAGGCUCUUUCUAAGCCUGAAAACCGCUCCAUGCUCAAGGUUUUGCGCACUCUUGCCGCACUUUUCGCUUUGCACACGAUGGAACAAGAGCUUGCAGAAUUCUUGACUUCUGGUUACCUUUCUUCUGAACAAGCUGCCAUGGUCAAGGAUCAAGUUAUUACCUUGCUUGAACAAGUUCGCCCUGAUGCUGUCUCCCUUGUUGAUGCUUUUGCUUUGCCCGACUACUACUUAAACUCUGCCCUUGGUCGUUACGAUGGUAAUGUAUAUCAAGCCUAUACCAAGAUGGCUGAGAAUGAGCCACUCAACAAGACUUUGGUGGUGGAUGGCUAUGAGCAAUACAUCAAGCCCCUUGUUCAUGAUGGCCUUAGCGCUGAUGGUACCACCCAUGCCGCCAAGCUGUAA
Molecule: messenger RNA, 2097 nt
Organism: Lichtheimia ornata
Lineage: Eukaryota; Fungi; Mucoromycota; Mucoromycetes; Mucorales; Lichtheimiaceae
Exons: 6
Coding region: 1-2097 (698 amino acids)
Biological process (GO): fatty acid beta-oxidation using acyl-CoA oxidase; lipid homeostasis
Cellular component (GO): peroxisome
Molecular function (GO): FAD binding; acyl-CoA oxidase activity; fatty acid binding
Source: RefSeq, a predicted model, not a curated record